Molecule: messenger RNA, 504 nt
Organism: Didymodactylos carnosus
Lineage: Eukaryota; Metazoa; Rotifera; Eurotatoria; Philodinida; Philodinidae
Source: the annotation of a GenBank genome assembly
AUGCUGGUGAGCAGUGAUCUGGAUACUUAUCAUGGCCAUACCGGUGUAACAGCAGAUUAUCCAAAUGGUAUUUAUCAUUAUCACAUAACCGCCGAUGCGCCUUAUAUCAAUGGCAGCGGUUUUUAUGGUACCAAAGGAACUGCACAACCGCAGGGUGCACCACCAAAACUUCCUUCCAAAGAAGACAGGCUGAAACAUGUGUCCGAGGCUUUGGAUAAUGCGUUACAUCUUACUGCCACGCAAAAGCAAAAAGUUUUGGCGGCCUACGGCACUUUUUUUGAUAAAGCCGAUAAGAUGCGCAACAAAGAUGAAAAGAUGCAGCCACCACCACCACCACCGCCCCCGCCACCGCAGCUCAAAAGAGAAGACCUCGAUAAGCUGGUAGCCGAGCGUGAUGCACAGGUGAAGCAGGCAUUGGAUGCGGAUACCUAUAAGAAAUAUACGGAAGUAGAGAAGACCCUGCAUCCGCCAAGACCCCCACAGCCGUCACAAUUAAAGAACUAG